Molecule: messenger RNA, 390 nt
Organism: Hevea brasiliensis (rubber tree)
Lineage: Eukaryota; Viridiplantae; Streptophyta; Magnoliopsida; Malpighiales; Euphorbiaceae
Product: glycine-rich protein 2-like
Exons: 1
Coding region: 1-390 (129 amino acids)
Molecular function (GO): nucleic acid binding; zinc ion binding
Source: RefSeq, a predicted model, not a curated record
AUGAGAGAUGAAGGAAGUAGAGUAAAGAAAAACAGAGCUGAAGGGUCAUCCGGUAUGACACAGAUGAGCAGCAUAGGUGGUAGUCAGAGUCACCACAAUGGAAAGGCCAGAGGUAGUAGGAAGGCAGGCCUAAAACAUAAAGUUACAGAAUUCAGGCAAGGGUAUGGCUCUAGCAGUGGUCAGACUUCAGGAUACAACAGCUCAGGUUCUGGUUCGGGGUCUUCUUUGGUGCCAUGUACACAAUGUGGUAGAAUUCAUUCAAGGACUUGUUUAAUGAGCUCUGGUGGAUGCUUUAGAUCUGGUCAACAAGGUCACUUUGCCAGGGAAUGCCCCAUGUUCAGUAAGCACCUGAUGGGGUCACAGGGUUCUGUUGUAAAUAUUCCCCAAUAG